GGCGGGGGCGCGCGGCAGAGGAGGACAGGAUUACGCGCCCACUCCCCGAGCGCCGUUCCCAAUCCCCAGCUUCAAGGCGGCCGGCUGAAGCUGCUGCUAAUUGGCCAAAGGAAAGCCUCGGGUGAUGAUGAAGAUCCCUCGGAUCUUGGUUUGUUUAACUUCUCUACAGGGGAAAAAGCAGAGGAGCAGCAUCGGUAUCUGGGCGGCGGACUCCCCUCUGCCUCUGCCGCCGCCGCCUCCUACCUCCGCUCCCGCUGCAGGCGUUUGACGCAGCGUGUCUUUUUUCGCCCUCCUGACGGCCCAGAUUGCUCAAAAUCGCUCCCGACUGAGUGGCAGGGCAGGCAAGAGAGACGCAGCGAGAGAGGAGCCCUUCCUUCCUUCGCCGCCUCGAGAAGCUCAAACGCCGGGGGAAGACUGGAAAGGUCCGAUUCUGGCAGAUCGCUGGCGCCGAGCCGCUUCCAGGCUCUCGGUCUUUGCUCCUGGGUGUCCUCCGUGGCGGCGGGGCGUCUCGCCUUCCUUUGCCCGGAGCCCUCAACAAGCAAAGUGGUGGCCGUGCCGGUUCUGAUUUGACCCACGCGCGCAGUGCAGGGCGCGCCAAUGGCAAACCGGAUGCCUCCCGUCCUGGGAUUCCUUGCCGUGAGUGGCUGCUUCCUGGCUAUGGCACAGGAACAUUUGUCUCAAUUUAAAAAAACAACAACACUCACACAAAGCAGAGAUUUCUAGCAACUUCACCAUGGCUAUAUUCCAGGUUGACUUGGAUUAUACCAUUACAAUGGAGGAUCAGAUUUAUCUUCUCCUGGAAGCCAAAGAAAAAUGUGAGCUAAAUAUAACAUCUCAGCUACAAGAAGGAGAAGGCAACUGCUUGCCAGAAUGGGAUGGCCUAAUCUGCUGGCCCCGGGGGUCAGCAGGCAAAAUGUUGGCUGUACCAUGCCCUCCUUAUAUAUACGACUUUAAUCAUAAAGGAAUGGCUUUCAGACACUGUAGCUCGAAUGGAUCGUGGGUCUUUGUGCAGGGCGUCAACCGAACCUGGUAUAAUUACUCAGAAUGCCUGCACUUUCUGCAAGCAGAAAUCAGCCCGGGAAAGAUGGCAUUUUUUGAACGCCUCUAUAUUAUGUACACAGUUGGAUACUCCAUUUCCUUCAGCUCUCUGGCAGUGGCUAUUUUCAUCAUUGGCUACUUCAGGAGACUCCACUGCACCCGAAAUUACAUACAUCUGCAUCUGUUUGUCUCUUUCAUGCUCAGAGCUACCAGCAUCUUUAUCAAAGACAAAGUAGUUUAUACUCACAUUGGAGUGAAAGAGCUUGAUUCGCUGGUGAUGGGUGACUUACGAAAUAUUGUAGUGGCUCCAGUCACGGACAAGUCCCAGUACGUGGGAUGCAAGAUUACUGUGGUGAUGUUUAUUUACUUCUUGGCGACCAACUACUACUGGAUCCUGGUUGAAGGCCUCUAUCUACACAGCUUAAUAUUUGUGGCUUUCUUUUCGGAUACCAAGUACCUGUGGGGUUUUAUCUUAAUAGGCUGGGGAUUUCCAGCUAUCUUUGUAGUGGCCUGGGCAGUGGUCAGAGUGACCGUAGCAGAUGCAAGAUGUUGGGAGCUCAGUGCUGGAGACAUCAAAUGGAUUUACCAAGCUCCAAUUUUAGCAGCUAUUGGGUUAAACUUUGUUCUGUUCCUGAAUACUGUACGGGUUCUGGCAACAAAAAUCUGGGAGACAAAUGCUGUUGGCUAUGAUACACGGAAGCAAUACAGAAAACUAGCAAAAUCCACCUUGGUUCUGAUCUUUGUCUUUGGAGUCCAUUACAUUGUCUUUGUAUGCCUGCCUCACACAUUCACUGGGUUGGGCUGGGAGAUCCGAAUGCACUGUGAGCUUUUCUUCAACUCAUUCCAGGGUUUCUUUGUCUCCAUCAUCUAUUGUUACUGCAAUGGCGAGGUGCAGACUGAAAUCAAGAAGACAUGGGCCAGAUGGAACCUAGUGAUGGACUGGGAAAGGAGACCUCCUUGUGGGAGUUACCGCUAUGGCUCUGUCCUCACUAAUGUGACCCACAGCACCAGCAGCCAGUCUCAGAUGGUAGCCAGUUCCCGCAUGCUCACGAUUUCCAGCAGGGCCUGCAAAAAUGUCACAAGGCAGAAUGACACCUAUAUAAACUUGCCUGGUUAUGUGAGGAGCAAGUCUGAACAGGACUGCAUACCCCACUGGGUUCAUGAGGAAGUCGACGAAGGCGAAGAAGAGAAACUGGAUGGCAUUUCUCUCAAAGGGUCCUUUCGGUUUCAGGACAAUCACACGGGUCCACGUAAGGAGGAGGAAACAUCCUUAUGCAUGGUACAAGGUACUUCAGAGAACGUUCAUCACCAACUUCAAGUCUAUCCUGGCUGCCAAAAGAAGACAGCCUAAUACAACCAGAAGAAGCAACAGUGGCAAGAACAGAGCAUUAUGUUCCAGGAUCCCUCAGUAAUGUGUGACUCAGCCUUGAAUGACCCUUUUUGGGGGAGAGUAGAAGAUUCCAUGGUGCCAAUAAUGUGUGUCUACCAUUACUCACACAAGGAGCCUUGAACAGGCAACUAUUGAAAGGACUUUUGUUGUAAAAUAUAGUUAAGUGAUUUUUUUUUUUAAAGCAAAGCACAAAUAUUGGGGGGUGGGGACAUGGGCUAGCAUUUUUCAAGAGCAUCAUGUAGAACAUUUGGAAGCAUGAGCCACCAUCUAUAUAUAUAUAUAUAUUCUGUGUAUUGCUAUUGAAAAAAAUAAGGAUAUGCCUGAGAGCUGAAUGAGAAGUUUGUCAGUAGACCAUGUCUGGGAAUCCAAGUGGCUACCAAAGAGGUAAAAAUGGGGGAGGGUGUGCUUUAGAAAAGAAAGCAGCAUGUGUGGGGGGAGGUGCUUAGCCCUUUCCCUGCCACUUUCCCCUUUCCCUGCCACUUCUCUCUUUCACCCUCCCCCUGACACUUUUCUCCUAGCCAGGUUUUUCAGAGGAAGGAGUACAGGGCAGAUGCAGUGCAGGGAAAGAGUUAAGCACCCCUCUGCCACCUGCCACUUCUGGAUCUGGAUCUGUGAAUAAACACUUCACCCUGGCUGAAAUAAUGGGAUUUUAAAAGUGCUUGACUUUGGCUGGAUUGUGUCGCUAAACAAUUUUGAUGUUGCUAAACAAUUUUAUUCCCUGCUGGGUGUCUGAAGUUUGUGUGUGUGUGCGUCCACGCAUGCAUGCCUAUAAUAUGCUGUUGUCUGCAUUUUCCAUGAGAGAGAUUUAUUUUAUGCUUGACGAAAUAUAUGAAGAUGAAUGUCAAUUGAUGCUGGCAGCCAUAUUGCUGUUGAUAAGCGUAUUUAAAUGAUUAAUGCUUGUGAAGUGACAUGUGAAAUACAUUAAAUAUUUUUUGGUU
Hemicordylus capensis (graceful crag lizard) is the source of this 3366-nucleotide messenger RNA. It is a transcript of the gene PTH2R, whose product is annotated as parathyroid hormone 2 receptor. NCBI's taxonomy places the organism in Eukaryota, Metazoa, Chordata, Lepidosauria, Squamata, Cordylidae. The record is from RefSeq and is a predicted model, not a curated record. Bases 734 to 2389 code for a protein of 551 amino acids. The transcript has 15 exons. Gene Ontology annotation, biological process: cell surface receptor signaling pathway; adenylate cyclase-modulating G protein-coupled receptor signaling pathway. Gene Ontology annotation, cellular component: plasma membrane. Gene Ontology annotation, molecular function: peptide hormone binding; G protein-coupled peptide receptor activity; parathyroid hormone receptor activity.